Messenger RNA from Oncorhynchus kisutch (coho salmon), 1831 nucleotides. It is a transcript of the gene chchd5, whose product is annotated as coiled-coil-helix-coiled-coil-helix domain containing 5. The record is from RefSeq and is a predicted model, not a curated record. Lineage: Eukaryota; Metazoa; Chordata; Actinopteri; Salmoniformes; Salmonidae. The transcript has 5 exons. Bases 458 to 781 code for a protein of 107 amino acids. Gene Ontology annotation, biological process: cellular respiration. Gene Ontology annotation, cellular component: mitochondrial intermembrane space.
AUCCCGAUGGCGGCGAGAGCAAGUAGGCCUGCUUCUGGGUACUCGGAAGUACCGUACACUCCGAGCCACACGUACAACCAGCCAGGGUACAGCACGGCUAAAAAAGGUAGAACCGUGCCGUGGAAUAUCCGGGGCCUGCGCCGGUACAGCGACACUGAGCUAACAUUCUCGUCGUCAGUCUCGGCGCUGUCAUGCUGGCUGUUCAUUGAGGGGGCCUUUUGCUGGUUCCCCGGCCCCUUAUUCCCGUCCAUAUUCCCGUUUCUUGGACAAAAACGAACGCGACUCUCUCUCUCCGGGCACCCUCUAUCCUCCACCUAGCUAUUAGUGUCGGUGGUAAGGCAGUUUCACACAAUCCAGUUGUUUUAGUCCGGUGUCAGGUCCAGUUUCUGAAUCGGCUCAUUCUCACACAGCUGCUUCCGUGUACGCAACCACCCUUCAAACUACCUCCACCACAAACAUGCAGGUUGCCAUGGAUAUCACCACCAAGUAUUGCCAUAAGGAGAUGGAGAGCUAUGGGCAGUGUGUGGCCGCUCACCCGUCAACAUGGCAACAGCACUGUCAAGAGCUGAAGAUGAAGGUGGCACAGUGUACCUCUUCACACCCUGUGAUCCAGAAGAUCCGGACAGACUGUUCAAAAGAGUUCACAGAGUUUGAACGCUGCUUACUAGAGAACCAGAACUCACCUACCUCCUGUUCAGCACACGUGGCACGCUUCCUCGGCUGUGCCGAGACAGUGGACCUUGCCGGAGUGGCAGUGAACCCGGUUCCUCAGCCCUCUUAGGACCCAACAGUGACCAUCAUCCAUCCAUCUCAGAGAAGAUAUCUCCUUCCUGCAAUACUAACGCCGGACUGCUCUAUCAAACAUGGAUAAAUCACUGCCCAAGUCAUAUUGAUAACAUAACAUCCUGACUUUGUACAUGAAUAAAGUGGACUCUUGUCCAUGGCUACUUUAGGAUUUGUCAAGAGAACUCGGAAUGUUAGACAUUUACAAGUUACUGGGACUGAUUUCUGCCUGAGACCGUCAAGACUCAAGACAGGUUAUUUCUUGAAGUUAUUUAAUAACUCUUCGAUGCUACAGCUCUCUGACAUACACUGGGACAAUGGGAUUCAGAGGUGUCCUCUUUUCUAUAUGUGAAAAUAUUCACUGUGCAGCAGGUUGUGUGUAAUACAUAUUUAUAACACUGUAGUAACCUCGGGUAGCAGCAUAAAUGGUUCUCUUUUCCUCUACAAUUUAUAUUGAGAAUGAAUGUGUGUAACGGAGUUAGCUUUGCAACCUCACUCCGCAGCAUAUCUGUGCACAACUGCGUGUUAUCCAAGUAUCCCUGGUUUGCGGUGUAGUGGUCUCUUGUAAAUGUUAUUUUGGGGGAAGUUUAUCAUUAAACUCCUAUAUUUCAGUCCUAUUACUCAUCCAGUUUGGAUACAUACUCUGAUGUUAUGGUGCCCCUUUCUCGCUCCCACGCUCAUUUUCUUCAGGUUGGAAUGAGUCAUAUUCAACCGUGGAAUGUAUGCUAUCUCUCCCACACAUCUCUCCUUGGCUACUCACUUGUUGAGGGAAAGGAGGGAGCACAGGAAGGAGGGGAAGGUGGCUGGAAAGUUUGAAUUUGAAGGAGCUAAGGAAAGGUGGAAGGAAGGGGGAUGAAACAAGAGGCUUUCCACUGGCCGGAGGGAACAGAGCCCAGGAAAAUGGAGAAGGUGGAGGCUGUGGAGUUAUAAUCUGUGUGACCAUAGAGAGACGGACGAGGGGGAGGAUGUUGAGUUAUGUUCCCUUUGACUACUAACCGGAACAGGCCACCUUUUCUGCUUCAAUUAUUAAAGGCUGAGGUAGACGCAA